AAAUUUUGGUCACGUGACCAACUCUGUUUACAUCAAACUUCAUACUCUCCUUGGUUAUGUUUCGUAGAAUAACUCACGCAUGCUUGUUUAAAAUUUAUUGAUGCCGUGAAGAAGUUUGUUAGGAGAUUAAGAUUGGUUAUACACAAAAGGAAAUCGUAUUUCAAGAUACGUUAGCGCGUAAGUGUUGAACAGAAACACCAAAUUUGUAAGUCGCGUACGUGUUUACAAUGUCAACCGAUUUUUAUAUACGCUACUAUGUCGGUCAUAAGGGGAAAUUUGGCCAUGAAUUUCUGGAAUUCGAAUUCAGACCAGACGGUAAAUUGCGGUACGCGAAUAAUUCGAAUUAUAAGAACGACACCAUGAUUCGAAAAGAAGCGUACGUGCAUCAGUGCGUGAUGGAGGAACUGAAAAGGAUUAUCCAGGACUCGGAAAUUAUGCAGGAGGACGAUUCUUUGUGGCCUCAGCCAGAUCGAGUCGGACGUCAAGAAUUAGAGAUCGUAAUCGGAGAUGAGCAUAUAUCAUUUACGACUUCGAAAACUGGUUCUCUGUUGGAUGUGAAUCAGUCACGAGAUCCAGAAGGACUGCGUUGCUUCUAUUAUCUCGUCCAGGAUCUUAAGUGCUUAGUAUUCUCUCUUAUAGGACUUCACUUUAAAAUAAAACCUAUUUAAAUACUUAUAAUUAUAUUCUUACUCUGCCCACAUUUAAGUAAAUUUAAUGUAAUUACUUGAUUGUAAGGAAAUACAUGAUAAUUUUUAAUGA
Molecule: messenger RNA, 759 nt
Organism: Hylaeus anthracinus
Lineage: Eukaryota; Metazoa; Arthropoda; Insecta; Hymenoptera; Colletidae
Gene: mago
Product: protein mago nashi homolog
Exons: 2
Coding region: 228-668 (146 amino acids)
Biological process (GO): RNA splicing
Cellular component (GO): nucleus; catalytic step 2 spliceosome; exon-exon junction complex
Source: RefSeq, a predicted model, not a curated record